AUGCCAUCUUCCACCGUAGAACAGUUAUACGCUUUCCAUGCCAAAGAUAGAGAGAUAUUCUCCAAAUUGGUCCUAACAUUUUCGAGACUUCCAUCUGAGUCACUUCUUGUUAUGGCUACAUGGUUCUGGCUCGAAGACUUUUGGUAUGGAAACAUCAUGUCGAUCGUCUACGCUCUUCCAGAUCCAGUCGUUGAAGCUCUCGUCGACGAGGCCGUCUCAUGCUUCCAGUGCGUGGAUUCGAAUGAACCACCCUAUAGCUUCAACAAAAUCCCUCUCACCGCCAAACUCCUGAAAAAAGACAUUUCUCUUCUCUCGAUCUACAAACAUCGCUACACCGCCAUCGCAGGAAUCAAAAACUUCUUAACUACAAUUUGUUCUAGGGUUUUUUCUGAUAUCCUUCAACAAGUUGUUCCGUAUUCUUCACCAUGCUUUGUUAACAAAUUUCUCCAUCCUCUAAUUAUUCCCGGAUUUCCUCAUCCGACUUUUGGAAGCAUCAACGUCAUGCCUGAUUUCGACGUUGGAGAUAAUAUUAUCUCAUCCAACAACUUAUUCAUCUUUCCGAGUGGUAUUUGGAGGUGGAACGCUAGUAGCAUCGCGACCGAAAAUGAUCGGACUAUGUUUAUAACGUUUUCACGCGGAUUUCCUGUUUCGCAUGCGGAGGUGAAGGAACUCUUCACCAAGAUUUUUGGAGAAAAUUGCGUUGUGGGAAUUUACAUGCCAGAGAACAACAACACAAGCUCCCCAAACACAGACGAGUCUUGCAAUGGUCAACAACAAAAGUUAUUUGCGAGGCUGGUUUUGGACUCGGUCACUACUGUGGAUCGCAUACUUGAAGGCCAGAAGAUUAACAAGUUUAAGAUAAAUGGGAAGCAUAUUUGGGCUCCUGAUGAAGAGAGGCCUCCGCUUGAAGAUGAUGUUGACUUUGAAGGUAGCAAGAUGGAGGAAGUUGAUUAG
Molecule: messenger RNA, 954 nt
Organism: Microthlaspi erraticum
Lineage: Eukaryota; Viridiplantae; Streptophyta; Magnoliopsida; Brassicales; Brassicaceae
Source: the annotation of a GenBank genome assembly